This is a messenger RNA of Geosmithia morbida, 5457 nucleotides long. RefSeq names its product Rap1-interacting factor 1 N terminal. Lineage: Eukaryota; Fungi; Ascomycota; Sordariomycetes; Hypocreales; Bionectriaceae. The record is from RefSeq and is a predicted model, not a curated record. The transcript is spliced from 3 exons. Gene Ontology annotation, biological process: telomere maintenance. Gene Ontology annotation, cellular component: nucleus. Bases 1 to 5457 code for a protein of 1818 amino acids.
AUGGAGCAGCGUGCCUCGACGCUCCUGGAGAAACUCCCAGCGCGACCGCCGACGCCUCCACGCGACACUACCCUCCAAGAGAUUCCCGAUCUGUUCAAGAACAUCUCCUCCCAAGGCUCUCCCUACAAUCCUCGGCUGGACCUCCACACGCCCCCCAACGCCAACGCGCCCGCGGGAAACUCGACAAAUCCGGACUCGAGUCGCAUAAGGAAGCGCGUGCUGUGGUCUGCUCACACAGAGUACAGGGACCCGCCUGAUUACCGACCCGCCGCCGACGGGCUGCACAGGUCCCCGCUGGUGUCUGCACCCUCCUCGGCGUCUGGUAGGCCGCUCAAAGGAAUCCUCAAGCCGUCGCCAUCUCCGAACCCGCUGGCCGCAUCCCUGGGAGACGGCUUGGACGCGGCGGGCGGGGCUCACGUCAACAUCACUGAGAUGCUCGACUCCACUAUCAAGCAGCUGACAGGCUCCGACCGGACCUCGAAGCUGGAUGCCUACAUGAUGCUCUCGCGGGCUCUCAAGGCAUCUAAUAACCUCCCUGACCGCGUUGCUCUGCAGCACAAGAUGAGCCUACUCGUCCAGUUUAUCCAGAGGGAUGUCACAUACAAGAAUGAGGAUGGCAUCGUCGACACCUCCCUCGUCAAUCACGCGUUGACCCUGCUGAACACAUUUCUAUGUUUCCAUGCUAUUGCUUCGACAAUCAACUCCGAAUUCGCCAUAUUCGUCAUCGACCACUCCAUACGCAUCUUCGAGGAUCGCUCCGCCUCUAAGGACGUCGUCAGGCAUUUCAUGCAGGUCGUAGCGAUACAGAACUUUUCUGCAAAGGUUAUGACGGCUGACCGCGUUGGCCGUUUGAUCACGUCACUACACAGAAUUGAGGACCACUUGAAGGGGAAGAGCAUCAUCACCGGCCGCCUGCACAUCUACAGGAAGCUCGUGAAGCAGUCCCGCAACCACAUGGCUCUUUACACCGACUGGAUCAAAGACAUGCUUACGGACAUGCUCAGCACGGUGAGGGAGAUCCAGACCCAGGCUACCCAUCUUGGUAUGGAGGCUGGUUUCUCCCUACGCCAGGGGAACCUGAUGUUGCGCAAGAUGACGGAAAUCCUUCAGACGUCAAAUGAGGAUGAGACCUACAUUCAAUUCUAUAUGCGAAACCUGAGCGACAUGGUCAAGGAUAAGCAGCGGUCUGCCGCCGUUCCACCCAUCUGGAGCGUCAUCACCCUCUUCCUACGAUGCCCUCUGGACCGAUGGGACAACUACAACCCCUGGUUUUCGCUGAUCCAGGUAGCUUUCAACACAUCUGACAGCCAAACCAAGCACGAAGCCAACUACGCGUGGAACCGCUACGUCUUCCUAUGCCUCAUGGACAACAAGCCGACGAGCAAACUCCUGUCUACUCUCUGCCAGCCACUCAUCAGUCAGCUGCGCAGGAGGGCAAACACCAAGCAGCUCGAGGAGAGCAAGAACCUGCGGAGGACUGUCAUUGGUGGCAUCUGCAAUCUGUACUACUACGCAUUUCGCCCCGGUAGCGAACGGCUCUCGCCUCCCGAAGUCACGUGGGACAUUGCCGUGCAACCCGUGAUUUCCCAGCUUCUCGGACUCGAUGGCCACCGCGAUGUUCCGACGGAAGAUGUUCUGCAAGCAUCAAGGAUUCUGGUGGGCCUCUUGGACGUGUCAACACCAACCGUCUGGAAGGAAGAUCGCAUAGUGGACCUCCCCCCGGUGAAGCCCGAUGACCUUCCUUCGAUAGAGUCGAAAUGGAUCAGGAAGAACUCGGAGAGAGUGUUCAAAACUAUAGGUCCUGUCCUGGAGAAGAAGUUCUUGGACCUUGCCAACAAGGAGAGCCUUACACAUCGGUUAUGGCAGGCCGUCGUCGGCUCGGUUGCCGCUGCCUCCGCUAAAGAUAUCAAGGUCUCCGAGGAUACAGCUAGGUUCUUUGCCUGCGCCUUCGACCUCCUGUCGCAUAUCUGGUCCAAGGGCUGCGCCGAUAACGAGGAGCUCCUACGCUCCAAGUUCUACCCCAGCGUGCGAAACUUCAUCACCAUCCUCCUGGAAGGCCUGGGAUUGCUCCCCUUCAUGGAGAAGAAGCUGUCCAUGACGGUGCCAAACACGUUCGAGCCGGUGGCCACACCAUCUCAUCGCCCCGACCGCCCGGAGAAGCCACGCGGGAUUGUCCGCACUCCGCUACAGCACCUCUUCACCAUGUUGUCUUCUGUGCCCCACGGUGGAGCAGACGACGAAGCGUUCUCGGAUUUCUUCCAGUCCGUGUUCAAGCCCUUCUUCGUCGGAAAGAGCGACAAGAUCCGGGUCGAGCUCACCAGGGAGCUCUUGCGCCUGAGCCCGCAAAACACACCGUCUCCAUUUGCCUUGUGGAAACUGGGCGCGCAAGCUGUGAAACUUUCCUUCUCCAUGAACGCGCAUCGUAGUUCGCAGGUGGACACCAAUGUACCUGGGCCCGAGUUCCGUGAGAUCGUGUCGCUGCUUGAGCGCGGCCUCACAUCACACCCCAAUCUAUCGUCCACACCCUGGCUUUCGCUCUUUGACGCCUUCUGUCAGCGUGUGACGGCCGACUAUGGAGAUGCAGGCCGCGCCAUUGUUAUACUCAAGCCACUGGCCAAGACGCUGGUGGCCGAAUUCGGAUCCAAUCCUGACCAGCCAUCGCCUAAGCUUCUUGAGGCUGCCCGUGCCGUAUUUGACUCGGCCAAACUCCCUCGUGACCAGCAGGCAUUGGACGUUGCGCGACGUCGCAUUUGGGGAGACCCCGCCAUUGUCACCAAAGCAGGCUCUCCUGACCCCUUCGACUCCCUCUACAAGCUGGGCUCUCUAGUGUCUAGAUACUACUACGACCACCUGGAUAACAGUGACCCAGUUCCCUUUAUCAACGCAAUGGGCAAAUUUGUUGUCGAGUCAAUGGCCAUUACGGGAUUUGACUCCUUGGCCAAGCUACAGGCUGGGUUGUCACUGUGGUUUCAAGACGAGAAGAAUAUGCUGAAGAUCAAUAGUGACUCUCAACUCAGCAUUUCGAUCCGUGGACUUUGGACCACAAUUUGCACCGAGCUGGCACGCAAUGGCCCUCUCGAUAAAGGCCAAUUCGACCGUGUCGAGGUGUUGCUUACGGCCGCUUUCAGGAGCCAGCACCGCUUCAUCGUGAACAAAGCAGCAGAGGCUUGGAAUGCUGCCGUCAAGGAUCAGGAGAGCAUUGAGUGCUCAGACAGCUUCAAGUCUGUUGUGUCUUCCCUGCGCCCGCAGGUAGAUAUUACCUUGCCUGGUGUUGAACAGGCUGACGAGGACUUUGGUGCCCAGCCUGUCAACUUUUUGGAUUCUCAGGAAGACGCGGGUCCACCAGCACCAGCAGCUCCCUCUCCUUCACCAGCUCUUACCGGAAGCAACAUUUCAGAUUUCAAGGGCGUCAAGAUUUCCGUAUUGAGGAGAACUGCCCGUCCUUCCCCGCCACCCAGACGUCGAGUGGAAACUACACCAGAGUCGAGCAGAAUCUCCAAGCGGGUGACACGGUCAGGUAGCAGGGUGACCCCGCGUCUUCGGCACGACAACUCUCAGAUUCAGUUUGAGCCAAUCGCCUCAUCGUCCCCCGUGGCCGACGAGUCCCAGAAUCUUACUGAGAGACAGAAGGAAGUCCGGGAGAGGCAGAGGCAGAAUGCGGCCAUGUAUUCUGAUGUACAGACUGGCUCUCCUGUUACUGGGCCAGCCACUUCGGCGAAGAAAGCCGAGGCAUCGGCCAAGGCAACGGCCGGAAAUGCUCCGAAGGCGACGCCGGAGCGUGCCACCUCGUACUCGGAGCUGAUCACCUCAACGCCAACUCCACGGAGAGGUCAGCUCCUCCUCAUAGAAGGGGAGAACGACCCGGCGUCCUCGCCCCCCGAACCGAGGCCUUACCCUCUCCUGUCAGAGAUCCGUUCCAGAUCUUCGACUAAUCAUCUGGAGAGCUGGAACUUCUCUUCACCCCCCAGCUCCCCGGCCGUCACCCGCCAGCAGGCUGCCCUGGAAGCGGAGCAGCCGCAGGUAACCUUGACAGAAGGGUCCAGUCCUACGAAGCCACCCAAUAAAGGUCGCAGUACACGUUCUAUGGGGAGGUCGUCAAUAUCUUUCGAUGUUAUCCCGUCAAGUAUCCCGGAGAAGACGACCGAGAGUGGGAGAGUUUCUAUUACGCGAUCGGGCAAGGUACUCCGCAGCGACCAGCACGACGUCGCCCCGGAGACGCCACCUACAAAGCGUGUGUCUAGGGCAUCCAAGGCUGCCGCUGCCGCUGAAGAACAACUCGCCAGGUCGGUGGAAGAGGAGUUCGUGGAUGCCAGGGGCAGUGUGGAGAGAUCAUCGCCUGUUCUUCCAGAAAUGCCGCCGCAACAGGCUGCCGCCGCCGCCGACGACGACGACGACGACGAUACGUCAUCUCUUGAACUGAGCGAAGUCGACGACAGCCAACUUAUGAAGUUUGUUGUCGAGCUCGAAUCGCGCAGGUGCGACUCGCCUCUGAACAGGCACGCCCCCUCCUCAUCGCCGGCGAAGCAGCAGGAGACAGAACAUGUUGUGGUGGAAUGCAUCACCGUGCAUACCGACUCUUCCUCGCCCUCGCCCUCGCUGGCACAGAGGAGGAAGCGCAAAUCUCAAUCCCAGUCUCAAGAUUUCAUUCCCUCGACGCCCGUCGAGCCUCCCUCAGAGCCUGCUGAGGAGGCACAAGAUGAGGUCGGGGAGCAGGUCGGAGAGAGGCUCAGCAGCCCCCAAUCCCGUAACAAGCGCAAGAGGAAGAGUGGAGAACUAAGGAGGAGCGAGAGACGCUGCAAGAAGAGACGCUCCAUUUCGGCCUCGGAAGCUGCUGUACAGCAGGCCGAGGCGUCCAAGGACAACGCAGAGACAGUUGCCAGCAGCUCACCCGUUAAGUCUCAGGGGGUCAAGACUAGGCGCAGCACAAGGCAAUCCCAGAAAGAGCAGGAAGAACACGAACGGCAGCAGCAACGACAGGAGCAGAAACAGCAAAAACAGCAGCAGAAGCAGCAGCGUCGGAGAAGGAACCUUGAUCAAGGGAAAGGCCAGGGUGAGGAUAGAGACACGGACGAAGAAGUGUUUUCUCAACUCAUGACCGAGUCCAACGCGGCAUCUCAGUCGCAAUCACAGCUGCCAAGCGAUGACGCGAAUGACGUCGAAGUUGACAUGGAUAUGGGUGAGGAGAAUGACGAGAUAUCACGGCCAAACCUCGGAGGUACCAACCAAGGUGAUGGCGGUGUGGAUAAGACACCAGCAGUUGUUAAGGUGGAGGAGGAGGGUGAGAGUGGCCCGGGUUCGGGCGAUGCGAGCCAUAUAAUUGGACGACUGCAGGGUGAACUAGAAAGACUUCGGGCGGCAUCUCUCUCGCGCGACGAGGUCUACAAGAUUGAGGAUAUGCUCAUGGAUAUGAAGAGGGAGCUGUUUGAGGCUGAACGCCGAGGAAGGCAGUCAGUCUAG